AUGGCGGCGGGAGAUGAUACCGCACCGACCGAAACACCGACCGUCACCGUUGCUCAGCUGGAGGCUCUCACAGCUCAGAUGAAGCAGAACGAAGAACGACUUGCGCAAAUCCAGGCGGAGAACGCAACCCUACGAGCAGAAAACGCGUCAUUGGCUCAGGCUCGCAAUAGAUAUCGAGACCGGUUCCCUCCUAUGCAAUCGUUCGACACUCCACCACUUACGGGUGCAACAGGAGCAGCCCUAGGAGCAGGAGCUACCGACGCUGCGCAAGGUAACCAAACAUUGGUUCCACCCCUUGCACCAACGAUGGAACAUCAAUCUGAAGACUCGCAUACUAUGUUCUCAAAGCGAUUGGAGGCUAUGGAGCUCUUGCUCGCGCGACUUCCAGGAGUAGCUCCUCCAAUCACCAAAAGUGCUCCUAAUUGCUAUGCAGACACUCCCUUCACGGAUGCCAUCGCUUUGGUUGAGAUGCCAAAGAAGUUCAUCGUCCCUUCAAUGAAGAUGUACGACGGGACGACCGACCCUGAUAAUCAUAUAGCCCAGUACAAGCAACGCAUGUUCACAACGGCAAUAGCAAAAGAAUAUCGCGAAGCUAGUAUGUGUAAAGGAUUUGGAUCUAGCCUCACGGGACCAGCUCUUCAGUGCAGGAACAUAGAAAGGACAGCCGACGAUCUCUAUGAAGUGAUACAGAAGAGAGGAGAACCGUUGCGCGAUUACGUAGGUCGCUUCAACAAAGAGAAAGUAUCCAUUCCGGCAUGUGUCACGUCCACUGCCAUCUCUGCAUUCAAAAGAGGAUUGCUCCCAGACAGUGAUUUGUACAAGGAACUGACGAAGUACCAGUGCAGAACGAUGGAAGAUGUGCUAUCUAGAGCAUGGGCUCAAAUAAGGUGGGAGGAAGACCCUGCAUAUCGACACCUACUUUCCCCACGAUCUGAUUCGCGCGUUGUUAGGAACGAGCGUCCCUCUCGAGAUGACAGACCGUACCAGAGACCACGCAGUGAAAGCACUAGCAAGAGAAGCGACAGCAGAAGCGACCAUCGACCACUCAACCAAAUUGAGAGCGACCAACGCUCAUCAUCCACAUGGCCAGACAUGAGUAACCUCGCAAUAUCUCCUGCAGAACUAGUCAAUGUUCUUAAUCAUAUAUCUGGAGUAAGAUGGCCUCAAAAGAUGAAAGCACCAGGGGAACGAAGAGACACAUCAAAGUGGUGCGACUUUCACUCUGACCAUGGUCAUCGAACAGAAGAUUGCAUCACGUUGAGAAUGGAAGUAAACGAGCUACUAAAAAAAGGUCACUUGAGAGAAUACUUGUCCGACAGGGCUAGGAGUCGCAUCGACGACAGAAGCAAUGACGGUGCAAAGAAAACCAUCCCUGCUCAAUCUCCGGAAGCAUGA
Messenger RNA from Microthlaspi erraticum, 1395 nucleotides. The record is from the annotation of a GenBank genome assembly. NCBI's taxonomy places the organism in Eukaryota, Viridiplantae, Streptophyta, Magnoliopsida, Brassicales, Brassicaceae.